Molecule: messenger RNA, 3542 nt
Organism: Micropterus dolomieu (smallmouth bass)
Lineage: Eukaryota; Metazoa; Chordata; Actinopteri; Centrarchiformes; Centrarchidae
Gene: zfp36l2
Product: zinc finger protein 36, C3H type-like 2
Exons: 2
Coding region: 220-1518 (432 amino acids)
Molecular function (GO): mRNA binding; metal ion binding
Source: RefSeq, a predicted model, not a curated record
CACGCAAAAAGACCCGAGCGCACAGUGAAGCACUCUGGUUCAGCGCUUCUCGAGGGGAGGAACUAAAGCCGCCUACAACUCAACAAUACAAACUUAUCCCCUGUUUUUCCUUCUUCUGCGGACUUAAACUGCACACUUUUAAAGCAACCUUUCCACAACCAAAACCAGUCGUGGCACAAACUACCGCCCGUCGAAUUCAAGGAUCCUGGUCGGUCCUCCAUGAAAGAGGGAGUGCGGCAGCAAACUUGGGGAAAAGACAUGUCUGCGACCGUCUUGUCUGCUUUCUACGACAUGGACAUGCUUUACAAGCAAGAUAAAAGCAUGAACAUGAACGCCCUCCACAUCAACAGCAUGCUGGACAAGAAAGCGGUGGGGGCUCCGGUCACGACUCCGUGCUCCGGCAGUUCCUCCUUCACACCGGGAUUUUUCCGCAGAAACUCGACCAGCAACGUGGAGGCGAUGAACAACGGCAACAAAUACUCCAUGGGCUCCUACUGCAGCCUGAAGGAGAACACACCGAGCAGCAACAGCGCCACGGCCCUCAUGAACAAGGAGAACAAGUUCCGCGAUCGCGCUUACAGCGAGAACGGUGACCGGGGCGUGCUGCAGCAGAAGCCCGGCUCUCAGAUCAACUCCACCCGCUACAAGACGGAGCUGUGCCGGCCCUUCGAGGAGAACGGGUCGUGCAAGUACGGGGAGAAAUGUCAGUUCGCUCACGGCUACCACGAGUUGAGGAGCCUGUCCCGCCACCCUAAGUACAAAACGGAGCCGUGCCGCACCUUCCACACCAUUGGUUUCUGCCCUUACGGUCCACGCUGCCAUUUUAUCCACAACGCUGACGAGCGCCGGCCCGCCCCGGCCGCCAACGCUAACGUGCAGGCGGGAGAGCCCAGGUCUGCUCGCGAGCUGUGCGGCUACAGCCACAGGGAUGUCCUGCCGCCGCAGCAGCAGCAGCUCGGCUACACCCAGAGAGACAGACCAAAGCUCCACCACAGCCUCAGCUUCUCCGGCUUCUCCACCCACCACGGACUCGAGUCUCCCCUGCUCGACAGCCCCACGUCCAGGACACCACCGCCCCCCACCACCGCCUCUUCCUGCACCUCCGUCUCCAGCUUCUACGAGGAGGUCCUCUCUCCCAACUCCAUGUCCUGCAUCAACAGUGCCUUCUCUUUCCCCGGGCAGGACUUAAAAGCCUUACUGGCCCCGCUGGCUGUGCACAGCUCCGGCGGCUACGCCAACAACCACUCCACCGGUGCCUACUACGGGAACAUGCAGAGCAGCGUGUGCCCGCCCUCCCCUCCGACCUACAACAUGAGCCACUUGCAGGCGCUGCGCCGCCUGAACGAGUCGCCCGUGUUCGACCCUCCUCCCAGCCCACCAGACUCUCUCUCUGACCGGGAGAGCUAUGCGAGCGGGUCCCUCAGCUCUACCGGGAGCCUGAGCGGCUCCGAGUCUCCGAGUCUGGACGCUGGAAGACGUUUGCCAAUCUUCAGCAGGCUGUCGAUUUCAGAUGACUAAUAAUAUUUUGUUUUCACAUGGAUUUAUGGACUGGUGAGGCAGGGUGGUUGAGGAGCCAGGGGCUGUCAGUGAGUGAGGUAGACUGUCCUUGAAGCAGAGGAUCUCGGUUAAGACCCCUUCAACCCUGGCUAUCUACCCAGUGUCAGCAGCAACCACCCUGCUGAAGUGCCUUUGCGCAAGACAUUGAAUCCCUAGCAGCUCCAGGGGUGCUGACCCUACUCUGACCUCGCUGGAGGGGGGCAAGAGAGUAGAGUUUCAUCCACAGGGAUCAAUAAAGCUUCAUACAUUUUAAAGUGUCCUUGACCUGGCAUUAGUUUAGUAUUUUUUUUUUUUUCCUUGUAUGUAAUAUAGCUGUAUUAAAACUUUAGAUAGCAAACAGAAGGCAUUCCACCGGUGCCUUGCCCAAGGGCUCAUGGUAGCCCCCUCUCCCUUUUGCUCUAUCAGGCAAGCCACACUUUUCCUGGGAUUAGAUGUGUGGGUAACAUGACUUGACAAGAAGAAGAGACUGUAAGCGGUUUUCAGAUUUCCUCUCAUCCUGCCAAGAAUAUGCCUUGACUCAAAGUAACUUUUUUUUUUUUUUCUUUAUCAAAGUGUUUGUUUUUUUUUCCUUUCCUCUCUGAAAGCUUCUUCCAUUCCAGACCUGUCUUCUCCCAGCGCCACCCAGUGGUUCGUUUGGUUAGUCUAGUUUGUUGCUUGGUGAAAAAGCACUCUUGAGUUGGGUUUGUUUGGGGAAAUCACUGCUGAUGGUUGAGUAUAUAUUUUUUUAGCUGUUUUUGAGUGAUUUACAUAGCUGUGCAUAACUGGCUAUGGACUAUUUAACUUAUUUAUUAUCUUGUGAAAAAAGUAUAGGCUACAUUGGUAAUUUGUGUCCAUACUGUAUUUAUCAAGUAUGAUGAAGCAAUAGAUCUAUAUUCUUUUAUGUUUAAAUUAUGAUCGCCAUUAUUAAUCUGCAUAAAGUGGAGUGUAUGUUCUUUUCACAGUAAUAUAUAUAUUGUUUUUUUUUUUCUCCUUUUUUUUUUUUUUUUUUUUUUUUUUUUUUUUUUUUUUUUUUUUUUUUUUUUUUUUUUUGUAACUUCACUUGGUUAUUUUUAUUGUAAAUGAGUAAAAAAAAAAAAUCUUAAUUUAAGAGAACAUAUGUGAUAUUUAUUUCAUUAAUUUUGUUUCCUUGUUUACGUUUAUUAAAAGUUUGCGUGAUUGCUGUUUGCUCCGGAGGUUGUGUCAGUGCUGUAGAAGGCUUUUGUUUUUUUGUUUUGUUUUUUCUUGAGGAUCCCUAUUUUAGAUGUUUCUGUAGAAUGUAUAAACAGUGUGGUUGUACAGACCGUCCAAACCUUACUUCUUUUGUUGAUCUAGAUCAGACUUCAGUGACAAAGAAUCCAAGUCAAUAAAUUAACCAAAAAGUAUUUUUGUUCUUUCUCUUUGUUUGCACGAGGUCACACUGUGAUUCCAGCCACGUGCUAAAGAAUGUAGCAAUCCCUUGUGCCCCAGUAUUAUUGUGUAGUGCCUACGGGGUUCACCAUCUUGACAUGCCUUUAAAAUUAACCAAAUAAAGUAUUUUCCUACACAGGCAUCUUUUUAUACACAGGUUGAACUGAAUGUAGUGUUGGAUUCUGAAAAUUUUUUUUGUAUUUUUUUUUUUUUUUUCAAAGGUUGUUACCACUCAGACACUCUCGAUGGAAACAACCGCAACCUUUCUAAAUCCCUCUUCCUCUUAUAAGUUCCUUUUUGCUCUUGUUUUUCUUAUUUUGAUAUUGAAAUCUAGUCUGAGUCUUGAUAGUUUGAUGGAGAGGGAAGUGGAUAAACACGUUUGGUUUGUACAUAGUAGGUACAGGGGGAUGCGCACUAUGUACUUUUGACUACUUUAUCAGAAGUAAAGCUUUUUGAAUGUAACAAAACGGACAAAAAGACAACGAGAGUUGUAAUAUUUUUGGGGGGAAUCAGUUCACUACAAAUUGAGUGUGAGACUGUUAACUUUGUACUGUACAUUUUUUUUGUAGUUCUCCCAAUAAAAUUCAUUUUGAAAAAGC